AUGUAUACUGUCGCAUCUACUCUCACAAUUGCCUUGGUCCUGGUGGGACUCGCUGUGGUUUCGCUCCUCCUCAAGUCCGUCCUACAGUACUGGAGGUUAAGACACAUCCCCGGCCCAUUUGCGGCCAAAUUCAGCAACUUCUGGUUAGCUGGGAAGUUUUGGAACAAAGAAUACUUUGAUGCCAUCGCUCUGGCGCUGGAUAGGCAGUAUGGCCCAGUUGUGAGGUACGGCCCAAACAGAGUCUUGUUCAGCGAUCUCUCGGCUGUGGGCGUUGUCUUCAACACCAGGAAUUCAUUUCCCAAGGCAGAAUCUUACGAGGUGGCCUUUCAAGCAGUCAAUGGAAAGCUGAUAAGCUCCAUCGCAACAGAACGAAACGAGGCCCGAAUCUCCAUGAUAAAAAAGCAGAUUAUUGGCGCCUUCACGACCACAGCCAUUCUUGAUUACGAAUGCCAUGUCGACCGCAAUAUCAAGAAUCUGAUGAGCCGGCUUGUCACUACAGAUCCAGAGGUGAACAUUGCCAGAUGGAACAUCUUCUUCGCUUUUGACACCAUCUGUAACAUCGCCUUCAGUGACGACCAAGGCUUCAUGGAGAAACAGUCCGAUCUGGGAGACGCCUUAGAAGGCUCCCGUCAGCGAUUUGACCACUGGCACUAUUGGCAAUCCCUGCCCAAACUUGAGAGGCUCAUUUAUAAAAACCGCUUUGCCUCCAGAAGCGCAGGCGCAGCAUCCCUCCUUGGUAAACUUGCCGUCGAACGCCUCCAAACGCGGCUUGAAAAGGGCGGAGUAGGGACCCAUUCGGACCUUCUCGACCGGUAUCUCCAGGCAAGUGAGCGCGACCCUGUCACUUUCGAUAGAUCGACCAUUAUCGGCCUACUCAUCUCGACGAUCCACGCGGGUGCUGAGACCACUGCGGCAACUGUUAACAUAACUCUGUAUUACCUGCUCACCAAUCCACGGACCUUGGCCAAGCUGCGGGCCGAGAUCGAAGAUGCAAAGCUCGCCUCUCCACCUUCAUGGCAAUCGGUCUCGAAACUCCGCUACCUGGAAGCCUGCAUCAAGGAAGCCGGCCGGCUGCGUCCGCUGAUCCUCGACCCGAUGGAGCGCGAAGUGCCUGUCGACGGGCCCGGGAUCGAGAUUUCCGGCACCUAUAUCCCGGCUGGGACCGUAGUCGCGAUCAACAUACACGCGCUGAACCGCGACCCGUCUGUCUGGGGAGACCGAGUUGACGAGUUCAGACCCGAGCGUUGGAUAGAAGCUGAUGAGACCCAACUCUCCCGAAUGGAGCGCGCCAACUUGUUCUUCUCCGCUGGGAGGAGGACGUGCAUCGGGCAGCACAUCGCGUGGAUUGAGAUGAAGAAGUUUCUCCCCGAGCUACUGAACCGGUUUGAUAUCGAACUGGUCAACCCUAAGAAACCACUUGAGACGUUCCAGUCCUUGGCUUUCUUCGUCAACGAGCUCACGGUCAGACUGACGCCGCGAUGA
Fonsecaea erecta is the source of this 1482-nucleotide messenger RNA. RefSeq lists its product as hypothetical. Gene Ontology annotation, molecular function: oxidoreductase activity, acting on paired donors, with incorporation or reduction of molecular oxygen; heme binding; monooxygenase activity. The transcript is spliced from 3 exons. The coding region runs from base 1 to 1482 and encodes 493 amino acids. NCBI's taxonomy places the organism in Eukaryota, Fungi, Ascomycota, Eurotiomycetes, Chaetothyriales, Herpotrichiellaceae. The record is from RefSeq and is a predicted model, not a curated record.